GGGGGCGUGUCCGCGGCGCUGAGGGGGCGUGUCCGUGGCUAUUUGACCCGCUGGCCGCGCGCGCCCGUUCUCUCUCUUUCUUCGUCUCCUCGCCGUUUCCCCUCCUCCUUUUUUCCGCCACCGCUGCCCUUGCCGCGGCCCCUGCGCGCCCAGCCAUGCCCAACAUCGUGCUCUUCAGCGGCAGCUCGCACCAGGAUCUGUCCCAGCGCGUGGCCGACCGGCUGGGGCUGGAUCUGGGGAAAGUGGUGACGAAGAAAUUCAGCAACCAGGAGACCAGGUGAGGCGCGGAAAGCGGAUUGGGGAUGCGGGGGGGGGGUGGAGGAGAAGCGAGCAGGCUAGGCGGCUCCGCGGCUCCAUUGCAAGCCAUUCCCGGUGCCCGCCCCCCUCCCUGAAAGCAACAACUGAGGCCCUGAAUCCCAGGGUCGUGGGUUCGAGCCCCACGCUGGGCGAGCGACUCCUGCAUUUGCAGAGGGUUGGGCUAGAUGACCCUCGUGGUCCCUUCCAACCCUUCCUGCGUUCGCCCUGACCGGGGGUCGCGUGGAGAGGCGCACGGGCGGGAGAAGAGCUUCCUUUCUUGAGAAAGCGAGGGGUGAAGUGACGGCCAUGGUGGGGGCGUGGGGAUGCGGGAGAAAGAAACCCCUUGAAAGCUUCAGCGCGCUUUCCUCUGGCAUGCGUGUUUUUGUUUUUUGUUUUUGUGUGUCUAUGUAUGCAAAGUAUGGAAACGCUAAUGCAAACUGGGCACUCUCCUGUUUGCUCAUAAACCUGCGCGGGAAAAGGGCGUCCUCCGUGUCGCAGGAUAAUUAAUUGUUCUGCCCUAAGAGGGUGGUUUAAUAUAUUUGUCUGAGGCCUACAAACUAGAUAAUAGAUAGAUAUGAGGCCUCAAGUGUAUGUUUAGCUCUGGCCACGCUUUCAUUGCCCCGUUUUAGGAAGAACAAAAAAAAGGGGGGGGAGCACCAUUGCCGCUAUUCUCUCUGCAUGCUUUCUCAGAGCCCCCAAAUUGUAGAUUCAGUAGGCACUUGUAACCAGGUGAAGCCACUCAGAAGCUUCUGUUGCAUAUGUCUUUGCACGUAGUUUUCUUUUUCUUCCUUUGCUUUCACAUUUUAUAGUUUAAUGUUUGGACUAGAGGAGGUGAUGAGGAUGAUUUACGUUUGUCCAGAGUGAGGCAUGCAUUCUGGGCCUUCACAUCUCUAGUUUACGCAUGAAAUGCCUUAUUCAUGUUUUAAAGCAUAAUGUGUGAAUUAUUAGCCUGUAGUUUAGAAUGAUUGCACCAGUUCUUGGCUCUCUCAAAGUGUGCCUAAAUGCAGAAUCUGAAAGUCCACAUGCCUGGUUGUACUAUUAACAAAUUUUGAGUAACUACCAUAUCUUAGUAAGAGUACCGUCACUUCUUAAUCUGACUGAGAGUCUGCACUUCACCGAUAAUCUGUGUUUGCCUGUAAGCAUGUCUUGAAAGCCUACAGGCUGCCCUUUUCCUGACAACCUUGAUCGUGACAGGACAAGAGUGUUUAAAAGGCACUACUGAUCAUAAAUAAUCUAGAGUUAAGGGUGAGCAGUGAGGUGGCCAUGUUUGCUUACAAUAAUUCCCUAAAUUGUUAAAAUAGAGACUGAAGAGCCCCAAGGGAUCUGUGCAAGCUGACUAAAUAGGCAGUAAAAUGGUAAAUCCAAUUUGGUGUAAACUAGUGUCAAGUGACACACAUUGAAAGAAAAAAAAAGCCACCUUAAUUUCAUAUGCACUUAUGAGGUCUGAAGUGACCAAGAAUGAGACCUUGGGGUCAUAAUAGAAAGCUCAGUGAAGAUGUUGACCCAAUGUACAGCAGCUGUGAAAAAGGCAAAUUCGGUGUUAGGAAAUCAUUAAGAAAUCAAUUGAAAACUGAACUGCCAAUAGCAUAUUGCCGUUAUGCAAAUCUAUGGUGUGGCUGUGUACAGUUCUGGUCACCUCCCCUCAAAAAGGAUAUUGUAGAGUUAAGAGGUGACAUGAUAGAAUUUUAUAAAAUUUUGCACGGCUUGGAGAAAGUGGAUAGAGAAAAGUUUUUCUUCUUCUCAUGACACUGGAACACAUGGACUUCUGACGAAGCUGAACAUAUGAAGAUUCCAUACAGAUAAAAGAAAGUGCUUCUUCAUGCACCUUUGGUCCUUGAAUAUGAAAUAUGAUUUGAUUGAUCAGUCCAAUAACACAUUUCAUAUUCAAGGGCCAAAGCUGUUUACGAGCUGUCCUAGAUCACACAUACAUAUCCUAUCCCUCUGGUUCCCCUAAUUCUACUCUGAGGUAGAACAGUUUGCUUCUGUGUUGCUUCUCAUAAUACAUAGGAAUGUGGCUGUAUCUCCUUGAGAUGGGAAAGUUAAUCACAGCUUCUAUAGCCUUUCUUGAUUGUCUUACAUUGUAAAGCAUCCAAGAUCUCUUGCCUGAAGUGCUAUCUCAUUUUCCCAGCACUUUAGAGCCAGGGUAGAUAUAAUUAUUUCUGUCAGAUAGCUCUUGCCAUUUCAGAUGAGUCUGCCAUGUAGUUGUGGCUGGUAGAAUGUCACAGGAACAGAAAAAAGAUUUUCUGCUGCACGCACACCAACUCAAGAAUGCUUCCCAGAAUCAGGGUUUAGGUUUGGGGGUUUUUUGUGAGGGGUUUGGCUUAGUUUACAGCUGGUUAUACCUUGGCAAGAAAUGUAGCUAAGAGGCGUCUCUAAACUUGUUAAGAGACUAAAAUUGGACACUUUAUAGAUGAAGACUCCUAUAGAAUCAUAGAGUUGGAAGGGACCCUCUGGGUCAUCUUUCUAGUGCAACCUCCUGCAAUACAGGAAUCUCAACACACAGUCCCCCAUCCAAAUUGAAACCAUACUGGACCCUGCUUAGCUUUGCAAAUAUGCUAACCGUUUUAUUGCUGCACCACUAAACUCCUAUAAGUUUCCCUUUUCUGCUCUUGAUUGCACAAGUAAAAUUGACCACUUUUUAAUUAAAACAGGAGGCAACAGGAUGCGCAAUUCUAUGGUUGUCUUCUUUGUAGCAGGGCAUUCUUCCCUGUCAUCCUAUAUUCUUUGUCCCUAGGCCUAACAUCUCCAGUUAAAGUGUUGGGUAGCAGGUGAUUCAAAAGGCUUUAAACCUGAACAGCCAUUUCCAGUUAGUGAGCAGCGAUGUGCCAGGUGAACCAAAAUAUUGUAGCUUAUUCGUGCUGCUAUAAAUAGAAGUACACCUGAGUUUAUUUCAGCAAAACUGAACACUAAGUUAUGCCUGAGCUAGAAGCAAGAUGCUAUUCUGUGCAAGAGCUGUGGUGGUUGGGCUGUAUCCCUUAGUACAGUGGUGCCUUGGGUUACAGACGCUUCAGGUUACAGAAGCUUCAGGUUACAGACUCCACUAACCCAGAAAUAGUACUCCGGGUUAAGAACUUUGCUUCACGAUGAGAACAGAAAUCACAUGGCGGCGGCAGCGGGAGGCCCCAUUAGCUAAAGUGGUACCUCAGGUUAAGAACAGUUUCAGGUUAAGAACAGACCUCCAGAACGAAUUAAGUACUUAACCCAAGGUACCACUGUAUACUGUAUACCUAGCUUGGAUCCUUAGAGUUAGUGCACAUUAGAUACUUAAGCAAGUCUUGGUUUAGGCAUAAGUAUUCCAUUCUUGUACUGCUUGUGCAUGAAAGCAAAAAACAUGCUCACAAGAAGUCAGAGGCACAAAGAACUUUGUAUCUCACUGAUGCUCCACUAGAAUGGAGAAGUGACAUCAGUUUAAGGAGUUCAUCAUAUGAAACUGCAAACAUUCAUGUUUAAAACGAAUAGCACAGUAUGGAUGCUAUGACUCUCUUGUACUCCUGAUUUUAACAGUUUAUGCUUGGAAGUAAGCCUCAUUGACUUCAAGCAUACAAGCUAAACAUUUUAACCUUAAGCUGUCCUAAACUGACUCAGGACCACAGCAACGCUCUGUUGUUGCUGCUGCAUUCUCUAAUUUUCCAGCAUGUGAUCUGGCCUGGGGCUUAGAACAAGCACUGUGUGCACUCUAAUCGCAUCUGCUUCACGUGUGUAAACAAAAGAAGCUUAUUGCUUGUGUUUCUUUAGACACACACACACACACACACACACACACACUCCACCAAUAAUAGUGAUGGCUCUUGGUGUUGGGAUAGUUGUGAAAACAAAAAAUAAAAUAGCAUAAAGUUGAAAUAACUGAGCUAAAGUGCAAGUUCCUUCAUUGAUUGGUUUCACUGAUUUAAAUUUGUGUAAAGCUGUGAUUUCAGUCAAUUUGAAGUUUCAUUCGUAUAACUGCUUUUUGCUGCUCAAGAGCUCAGUUGUUCUAUUUUGCUAUUUAUUGCUGUCCCUUGUUUCCUGGUGGGCUUUGCCACUAACGCUAAUAGAAGCAAUGCAUGCAUGCGGGCUCGUUGCUGCACAUUCUGCGUACACGAAUAGGUACUAACUAUGCAUUUAAGCUUGUUGCUGUGAGACAAAAUGGUAAUUUGUGUGAGCAAGACGGACCAUUUACCUUUUGCUUGGUGCACCUUGCUCUGUUGCAAAGGAAGCACAUAGUCAAAGGGUAUCUCACAGAAAAGAGCACUUCGUGGGAUCAGAGUUGCAUUUGGUGUGUUCUCUACCUGUAGCUGUUGGUCAACUAAAACAAAACAUUCUUAAUGUCUCUUGUUUUGAAUAUAUCUGAUUUCCUGGCGUUGCAAGUCCACAUUCAUUCUUUCAUAGAAUCAUGGAGUUGUAGAGUUGUAAGGGACCCCCUGUAAUGCAGGAAUCUCAACAAAAGCAUCCCCUGACAGAGGGCCAUCCAACCUCUGCUUAAAAACCUGCAAGGAAAGAGUCCACAACCUCCCAAUUGACAGCUCUUUCUAUUUCCUGCCACCAAAACAAUUUAGCAUUUUUAAGUUACUGUUAUUCUCUCCUCUCCUUUCUGAUAAUGAGAUAUAUUUCUUUAGCAGCUUUUUUAAACAGUUUAAAUAUCUUCUCAAUCAGAAUGGGACCUAACUAAUAAUUGAGAAUGUUGAAAAGACUGCUUUUGCUUGGGAUGGUGGUGGUGUAAUCCCACUGGUGUGCUCAAAGUGACAUUUUAGCCUUGCAACUAUCCUGCGUUCAGGUUAGUCUGAGAGAUACUAACUUAGUUGACCAGCUGUUUGGAUUGGGGUUUCCCCACAUCCAAGCACAGCACUCAAGCACUGGAUCUAUGACCAAGUUGACUUCGGGUAUUUGAGCAGGCUGAGAGCAAAGACUUGACUAUUUAGUAGGGAAUGAUAAAGUGCUGAUCAGUAGCAGGGGUGGUUGACAUUGUGCCUUGGAGUGCCUUGUAUGUCAUCAAACACGUUUUUCUGCCACAUAUUGCAAGUCAGGAAGUUGCAUGUGACCUGGAUAAUACAUGCAGUGGCUCACAUACAUUAACUCCCCCCCCCCCCAAAUAUAGCAUUUAAAUGCUGUGUGUCUGUCCCUUUAAAUGUGUGUGAAGCAUUCUGUGUUUUCUGUCAACAACAUUUAGAGCUGCAGCCACCAACUGUGGUUGGAAAAACAAAUACUGCUUGUGCAGUUUAAGGGAAAGUAUUAUUCUUGUUUUUGAACAAAAGCAAAAUAUGAAUUUGACCAUCCAGAUUAAUACCCCAACAGGCCUUGCGGCAUGCUUUUUUGUUCAGUGCUUAUUGCAACACCGUCGCUGGGAGUUUGCAAGUGUGUGCUCAGCAUUACGCAUUAAUAGAAGUGAACAAUUAACCAAUUGGCUCAGUAUUAAAAUAUGGUAAUCCUCUCCCAGAAAAGCCCUGAGGCAAAUGCCUGUGUACAUUGAUAAGCCUUGCCCUGAGGGUCAACAAACUCUUGUUCUGUUGGACCAGCUUAGGGGGCAAGUUCCAGAGUCAAUAGGCUGCCAGCGCAUCCAGCCCUCCGAAGUUCGGCUGCCAGAAUUGCACAUAAUUGCGUUCGGGCACAAUAAUACAAUGCAUACAAAUUGAAUGGUGUGAUGUACAUCCCAAAACGAGGGGAGGGGAUGUGGGGCUAGCAUUUCAGUGAAAAAUAUUGGUAUAACAGCAGUACAGCAUUAAAUGUAAAUGAUUACAUGGUGUAGAAUGUGAAAGCUGCAUUUCCCAAUUAAGCAGGAGGAAAGAAUCUGCCUUCCCUAUCCAGACGCAGUCCGUAAAUAGGUGGUUGGUGCUGAAGCCGAGGUUGUAGGGCUCUGCAUGCAGGCCCAGUCUGGGAAGUUCCUGCUUUCUUGUUCCUUUCCUUCUCUCAGGCCAAAGCAGUUGCUUAAAGGUAAAGGGACCCCUGACCAUUAGGUCCAGUCGUGGCUGAUUCUGGGGUUGCGGCGCUCAUCUCGCUUUAUUGACCCAGGGAGCCAGCGUACAGCUUCCGGGUCAUGUGGCCAGCAUGACUAAGCCGCUUCUGGCGAACCAGAGCAGCUCACGUAAAUGCCGUUUACCUUCCCGCCGGAGCGGUACCUAUUUAUCUACUUGCACUUUGACGUGCUUUCGAACUGCUAGGUUGACAGGAGCAGGGACCGAGCAACGGGAGCUCACCCCGUCGCGGGGAUUCAAACCGUCCACCUUCUGAUCGGCAAUUCCUAUGCUCUGUGGUUUAACCCACAGCACCAAAGCAGUUGCUUAGCUUACUGCAAAAAGGCACAGCUUAUUGCCUGAGUCUGGAGCGUGGUCAAGUACAAAGACUGCAAGUUUAGUGGACAUAAGGCAAGGCUAUCAAGCGUAAGCAAACCUUGGCCAUCGUUACAUUCAACUUCUCAUGGCAGCGAGUCCCAAAAGUGCAUCAUGAGAUCCAUUUCUUUCUUGUCUCUGCUUGAACCUCUUGUCAGUCACUGUGUGGAUUCUGAGCUCUAGGAUUAUAGGAGUAGUGAACUCUCACCUCUGCCCAUGGUAAAGGAGCCUCAGUCCCAUUUGUCCCAAAUGGGGAAUCUGAGGGCAGAUUAUGCAGCAAGUUGCUGAAGCAGCUGUUGUUGUUGUUAAUUAGUUAAAUUUCUUACCCACCUGUCACCAAAAGGUUCCAAGGCAGAUGAUCGCAAUUUAAAAAUACAAAAUUAAAAGUUUAAAAUAAACGAUUGUCAAGAGAAUAGGGUGGGUUCUAAAAACAUCCACUGUAUUCCAUAAGCCUUUGUGGAUGGACCAGGGAGUGAGCCAUACAUGACAGCAGGUUCACAAUGUGCCCCUCCCUCCCAUGAGCUAGCUUAAUGUCACUUAGAUCAUCCAACUAGGCUCAGCAGCAGCAGCAGCAGUAGUAGUAGUUAGCUGUUCUCUUCCCAUCUGUGUACAUUUGCUCACCUCUGUACCUUCCCCAUCAUACUAAAUAAAAUAAUAGGGGAGCUCCUGUGGACUGAAAAGAGAACCCAUAAGCCUAGGUGGUGAGUGGGUCUGAGAGAGAAUUGUGCCUAAAUUGUUUUAGAAUACUUGCAUGAGGACCUCUACCCUUUGGACAAAAAAUUAUGUUGCCAACACUGAGCCACAUUCAAUAAUCUUCUCACUAAGACUUGGCCGGGGGGGAGGGGGGGCUCUUCUGGAUACUGUAGAUUAAAGGCCAAGGUCAUGUCCACAAGUGAAACUUACAUUAGCUAUUGGGCUUCACACCUGUGAAUCAAACAAAAUAUAAGUGUGUUAUUUCUGUCAUAGGUGAACGAUACUCAUAGAUAGUGCAUUUGAGUGAAAGGUAUCAUGGCAUAAGGAGGGUAUAGUUGAAGUACUGACAUGCGUAGCUUUGAUUCCAUUCGGAAUGUAAUAUAUUUUGGGCAGAGGGGAUUUGUUGUAAUAAUUGUGCUGAAGUCCCUGCCGUGCAUUUUAUAAAAUGGUGCAAAUUCAAAGUGAAAUAAGGAGGUUUAAAAGUGCGCCUUUGUGUAUAAAAUCUCCUCAGCUGUCUAGUGGUUUGGGCACUUUGCACCCGUCACCCUUCGAACUUGAACCGAAAGUUCCAAACGGCUGAAUUUGAUAAAUUGCAUAAAACAAACAUUGAUGUUCUUCUGGGGGAAGAUCUAGCUUGAUUGCCGUUUUAUCUGUAUCACCACAGCAGAAUGUUGGUUAACUUUGGAGGUGGGGGGUGGAGAUGGGGUAGAAUCUUAAUGGUUAACUAGUAGUUUUGCCCUUGAUACAUUUGGAAUACAGUGGUUUUUUUGUAACUAGGUAAAUGAUGCAAACUCCUGGCAGAAUCGAGCCAAAGUUAAGCCCUUUUAUGCUCAACUGAUUUCAGUAGGAAUAAUAGUUAACCCUCUAAUCUUACGCUCUUAAGGCCCCGUCUGCACUAUACAAAGUAGUACUGCACCACUUUAAAUAGUCAUGGCUUCCUCCCUAGAAUCCUUGAAACUGUAGUCUGCUGGGAAGCUGAGAGCUUCACUUCUCAGAAUGGCUUAACAAUCAAUUCUUCUUCCCAGGAGUUAGUGAGUUGAAACUUAACGGUAUGCCAAGUAGUACAACACCCUAUAAAGGCGAAGCCUGUGGUUAAGUCUAUCAUAACACGUGAAGCCUCUGAUCACGUUGCCACAACUUGUUGGUUUUUAAGGACCCCUCUUGCCUGAAAAGCAAUUUUUGGGUUUGGGGAGUAAGCCUUGUCUGGUACAUUAUCUGCAGAGAGCUAAGCUGCUUAGUUAAAAUGUAUUGUUUAGGAACAGAAUUUAAGUAUUACUUUUCUUCUUUAUAGACUUAACAUGCCCAGUCAUGUCAUUGUUGUGUCUCCAUCUUUCUUUCCAGUGUAGAGAUUGGUGAGAGUGUAAGAGGGGAAGAUGUCUACAUCGUCCAGAGUGGUUGUGGUGAAAUAAACGACAAUUUGAUGGAGCUUCUCAUCAUGAUCAAUGCUUGCAAGAUUGCGUCGUCCUCCCGAGUUACAGCAGUAAUCCCAUGUUUCCCUUACGCUAGGCAAGAUAAGAAAGACAAGGUAGGUGAGCGGUGGUUACUCUCUGAAGGUGUUUGUCAAAAUAAGAGUCAUCCUCUUCCGCCUCUGCACAUUUGCCCUGAUUUGCCAAAUUAUGAAAUGUAUUUAGAAUCUUUGGCUCUCCAGAUGUUGAUUGGCCCCAGAAAGCAUGGCCAAUGGUCAGGGAUGAGGGGAGUUUAAGUUCAGCAACAUCUGGAGGGCCAAAUGUUCCCCACCCUUCAUUUAGACUAUUAUGACCAACCUAGUGUAGUUAAAGCUGCACUAUGGAGAAUUCUUAGUUAGAAGCAAAGUUUCCAGUGCAAUUGGUCAGCUUUGCUCCCAAGUGAAUUUUGAUCUUAGCUGGCGAAGAGGAUUCUUCCUCCCUAACCCAUCAUGAUGGCCCCGAGAUCAACAUGGCAUACUUGGUAGUUGAUACGGCAAAUAUUAAUGUUGCAAAUGAGAGCUGAGUACAUUCUACCACAAACGCAGUUGAAAAAUCCAAAUGUAAGUACCUGUGGGUGUGUUUGGCAUAAAAAUAGUGCAGCAUAGUAUGAAGCAAGGAAUAUAUUAUUGUAUGCAGUAUAGUUCUCGUUAUUUUUCAUGCUUAGAUACCGAUAAACAAUUGUAUGCAUUCAUGUCAAUGUUACACCUUUGCUUUAAACAAAUCAAAAGGAUGCCUCCUAGCAAAUCUUCCUAUGCUGUGUCUUCUGCCUCAGUUUAAUUCUUUUACUCAAUUAUGUUAAUUGUGCUGUUUUCCAUACUUUAGUAAUGCAUUCUUUUAAUUAUAGGCAUUCUUGGGCUCAAGUGUUUGGCUACCACAAUUUUUGCAGCUGUGAACAAAUCAGUUAGAGGCAUAACACAUUCUGAAAAAUAUUGUGCUUAGACAACCACGUGAGAUUAGUUUUGGGACUGAGCAAUAAGUUAUAAUUAGUUCUAACCACACUCUUGGAAUGACAGGGCAGGGAAUGCCAUGGGAAAUUGCAUCUCCAGUCAUUAUUUACCAUUAUAAAUCUUAUGCAACUUGUUUGGAGUACAAUACCCCACAACUUUAUAGUGAUCCCCCCUUUUAAAUUAGAUAAACCUGCUUCACUUUUCCAUUUUGGAACAUUUUGUUCUAUUCAUAUUAGAAUAUUGGAGAGCUGAUCAUUCUUCCCCAGUAAUGAAACUUAUUUCUACUUAAGAUCUCUUACAAUAAGACGACAAGUUUUUGAUAAUGACCUUUUGCUGCCUUAAAGGUUGAAAGAAAAAAAAAGAUGCUGAACCAGGUGAUCUCAGAGUUCCAUUUUUGACUUUUAUAGUUUCUUACCUUAAAGGGAAGUCACUGAGGAUGCAAUAUUCUCUUUAGUUCUUCAAAUCAUAUGCAACAUCCUUCUUUCAAUAUGUCAAAUCUCACUACCUGAUAUUUAACCCGUAUACACAUUCUUUUCGCAACACUAAAAUUUUCACCGCAUAUGAAAGAGGACAAUGGGAAUUCUGAUUGAAAUGAUUUUUAAAAUUUAUCCUAUUCUUGCAGAUGAGAGAACAGGAUUUGCAUAUUUCAUUAAUUGACUUUUGUUGUGUUUUCCUAUAUAGGACCAAGGUAGAUGGGUAAGUGGUACUUUACAGCUAUCUUGAUUUAAAAUGUACCAUGGAUUAUUAGAAUCUCAGCUGACCCAUUUUGAUCUCAACUUCAGUUUAAAUGCAUAAUAUUUAACUACAUUUGAGCAAGCUCUGUCUCCCUUAUCAAGAAAGGAAAAAAACCUGGGAUUUUUGCAUUUCCAGAUAACAUUACUACUUUUUGCCAACACAACAAAGUUCAUACUGAAGUUUAUAUCAGACCUUUUCCAAAGUAAACGAAAAAUUAGGUAACUCAGAGUAGGAAGGUUUUAAAUCUAAGCCGCUGUUUAAGACUUAUGUGUGUAUAUAUAGGAUAUUCACCACACAUGCAGAGCAAAUUACUUGAUUAUUGGAGAAGCAGCAUAAAUCAAUCACAGUUUUGAAGGAGAAAGCUGGAAAUUGGGUUGUGUAGGCAUGACACACACACACACAGUAGAAACAUAUAAGCCAAAAAGUGUGGUAGACAAGUUCACCAGUCCAGACGCAAAAGUUGGGUGUGGUUCUAUAGGAUGCUGAGAAAGUGACUGGAAAUUUCCAGGUUUCAGAUCUUCUAAAAAUAUUAAUGUCAUUCUUAAAUAUUUGUUGUUUGUGUUUUACUAAAGGAGCUGUGACUAAUAGCUUUGUCUCUUGCUCUUAAUCCUAAAGUAUAAUUUGUAAGCAGAGAGCAAAAUGUCCAGGAGCUAACUCCUUGAAGGUUCAAGGAUUUGGUUUUUAGAGGGGUUUUAAAAAACCCAACUUGGACAGUUCACUGAUUUCCAGAUGUUAUUCACGAAACAUACUUGCCAGACUAUCACUUAUGAAUGGUUCUUCUGUUGGCUCAUUGGGUUCCCUUUUGAAGCAUUGAUUUGCCCCAAUCAGAAAAAUAGAUGCUAAGUGGAAAUGUUUGCUGUACUAGAGAAGGAACAACAUUUUCCCUUGGGUCAGUUUGGCUAGCAGCCCUCAAAUUUUGGGUCUUCUCCCGUGUUGUGUGUCUUGGCUUGUUCACUUGGGUGAACUUGGGUUUACUUGCUAAGCUGUUCCCUGUAGGCACCUUUUGUCAUGGUGCUCUUGGACUGGAGGCACGUUGCAAUCUAGAUGACGUGGAACCCAAUUGUGUAAGUCUCUCCUUGCCCAGUGUUUGUACUAAAAGGUGAUCGCCAACAUUGCACCUGCUUGCUCUUUCUCUCCUCCACCUGCGUAUCAUCCAACCUUGAAGAGCAGAUUUUUGGGCAGUUUGGGGCAGAGAUGGAGGAAAAAAAGGAGAAGACCAUUGUGCAAGUUAGGCUGACACAAGCUGGAUGCCACCCAGAGCGCUUACAAUUUGGCAGCAUCAACAAGCUAUUAUUUGAAGUAAAUCUUACGCUGGUGUGUGGAUGUGGUUUUCUGAAUAUUCAAAAAGUGACAACAUAUUAAUGGCUUCACACUGGAAAGACACCUUAGUCUUCAGAAAGUGUUAAUGGCCAAUUUCCCUCUUUGCUAAUGAGAACCAGAUAAAUAGCUUGGAUGUGACCUAUCCACAGUUGGGCUUUGAGCGGCCAGAACAUCCCAUGAGGCAAAGUAAAUACUUCCUGCUAAUUAUCAGAGAUGUCCUCUCUGCGCUUGUCACACUGGUGUCUUGACAAGAUGUAGCUUUUAAGCAGUGGCUCUUGGUUCUGGCAUCUAUCACUUCUGCUUUAGCACUUCAUUUUUCAGUCCCGAGAUCAAUAAUGUACGCAGUAUGUUGAACUUUGCCUCCUGGCUGCUGAUGUUGCAGAAUAGCCAGUGAAGAGAGGUAUGUCUUCAGCUAUGUGCUUUGGCUGAAUGAAAUUCUUCACAUUUUUUAUAAUUAGCCAUAUUUUUGAAAAAUAUGUGUAUUUGACUAUAUUGUGUUCCACUAAUGUCACUGUUUGGAUUUUCAGUUGUGUGGAUUUAUUCUUGAAAGAGUGAGCAGUUUGAGGUGUGUGUGUGUAAUCACAAGCUCUAGUGCUAUGCAGUCACCCAUUCAUUCACUGUGAGAGGUGCAAACUGCAUUGCAAUGAAUGUGUACUGUAUGUCAGAAGCGGUUGGUGGAUUGUGUCAUGCAUGUGACUCUGCUAUGAGUAAGGGGAAGCUGAUUGCCCCAUCUCAGUUAAAUCUAACAUAUAUGAACAGUAAUUCAUAUACAUCUGUAGUAAAAGCAGUUUGCAAUGCAUCAAACAACAGUUUUAAUGAAUAAACAACAACCCACACCCAAAAAGAGCUCAGCCCCAAAUCAUGGCUGUCUGUGUAUCAGCUGUGCCAGGUAGUGGUUUCUGUCACAGUUCUUUCUCAGUUCUGUUUCUGCAGUUACUUUUCUGUUCUGAGUGUCUGCUCCCCCCCCUUCUUUCUCUAUCCCCUCUUGUCCAUUUUCAGCCUUUUACAACUCUCCUUUCUUCUCCUGACUUUUUCCACUUCCUGCAGGCAUUGCAACUGCUUUGCAUCCUCAGUAUUUGCAUUUGUGUAGGAAUUAGGACUAGCUUCCUAAAAUGAAAUGUAAAAGAAGCCAUCAAAAAGUUAGGGGUGUGGGGGUACUUGGAAGAGUUGACCCUUAGUGGGACAGUUGCAUUUCAAGUAUUUUCAAAUGCUACAUUUUCGCAAGAUGAAUUUCUGUAGCAAUACUGUAUGUCCCAUUCUGCCAAAAUAUUGCAUGCUUUGACCUGAGUGGAAGUUAUGAUAAACCUGGUGGUUGGUGAGGCAAACCUUUAUGGAGGAAUCAACUUAUGGCUGUGUUUUGCAUAAAAAAUGGGGUGAUCUGGAAUGCAUUCCAUCCCUCCCCCAAUUUCUUAGUGCUUUCAAAAUAUCUAAAUGCCAUUUUGGAAAAGGCCCACUUCCCAGUUAAAUCUGGUUCCACAUUCCUAAGAACUAAACUUCAUCACAUGGGGAAAUGAUGUCAGUGUUUACUACUUGAAGAGGAAUGAUUUGUUCACUGUUCCGUUCCAAACUACAUAUUACCUCAGUAGCCAAAUAUUUCCAAAUACACACUUGCUUAGGCAACACUUAAUGUAAUGUGUGGUGGGGGCAAGGGUAGAGGACCAUUUGAAAUGGGUUGGGGCGCUCAGCACCCUUGAUACGCAUUGAAAAUUCUGCCCUGCUGGUUUCUCCCCCCUAGUUGUUUCAGGAUCUGAAACCAGAUUUCCUUUUGGGGUUAAGGAGAAUUUUUUUAAAAUAAGAUUUUAAGAUCUUUCAUAAUACUAUGCAAUGCAAUAACUAAUCUAAACAAGAGAGAGAGAGAAGAAUGCAAAGUCCUCUGUCACAAGUAGGUCUCCAUUUUUUCUGACAGCCUCGUUGGGAGAUCUCUGGGGACCUGUGGUCCUCCAGGUGGAUAGUUCAAUUGUUUAUGAUGUGGUGCUGAUAAUCCCAAGGUUGCAGGUUCGAUCCCUGAACGGGACAGCUGCUUAUUCCUGCAUUGCUGGGGGUUGGGCUAGAUGAUCCUCAGGGUCCCUUCCAAUUCUACGAUUCUAUAAAAUCCAGUCAUCCCCAGCCAGUAUAGCCAGUGCUCAGGGAUUAGGGGAACUGUAGUCCAAUAAUGGGACGCGGGUGGCGCUGUGGGUUAAACCACAGAGCCUAGGACUUGCCAAUCUAAAGGUUGGCGGUUCGAAUCCCUGUGACGGGGUGAGCUCCCGUUGCUUGGUCCCUGCUCCUGCCAACCUAGUGGUUCAAAAGCACGUCAGAGUGCAAGUAGAUAAAUAGGUACCGCUCCUGCGGGAAGGUAAACGGCGUUUCCGUGCGCUGCUCUCGUUCGUCAGAAGCGGCUUAGUCAUGCUGGCCACGUGACCCGUUAGCUGUACACCGGCUCCCUUGGCCAAUAAAGCGAGAUGAGCAUUGCAACCCCAGAGUCGGCCACGACUGGACCUAAUGGUCAGGGGUCCCUUUACCUUUACCUAGUCCAAUAAUAUCAGUUGGGCCCCAGAUUUUCCACCCUUGGUUUAAAAAAACUGUCAAGGAAGUGUUUGUAGGGUACAAAUAACAGGAUGAGGGAAGAGCUGACCCCCCCCACCCCCAGAUUAUCUUAACAAGGCAAAUGGGGUUUGAGUGUCAACAGAAGCAGUUUUGGGGAAGGGAAGUUGCAGCAGAACAACAGGAAGCAAAGUGGUUCAUUUGUGCAGGUCUCUGCUGCAGAUUCCCACCCCGGUUGUUUUUCCUUAUAAGAAGCCGUGGUUUUCAGCAUGCAUUUGUGUACAAGGUGGAGUUUGGCCCUGACUAUAUUAAACUAGUCUGGAUGUCUGGAGUUAGCAAGUGGCUUAAAAAAUAUCCAGAGAGGUCUAAAACAGAAGCCCUUGCUUUCAGAAAAGCCAAACGAUUGUGUCCAGAGUCCUGGGGUGGAUCUACACUGACCUCUCUAACAUUAUUAGAAGGGCAUUAGGUAUAUCGUUCUAAAAUGUCACAGGGCGUACUUUUAAUUUAAAUCGUUUUUCUUACUUUGUUGUUGGUUUAUAUUCGUAGAAACGCUGCUGGUGGCUCUGCAGCGCCCUCUGGUGUCACAUUUUAAAAACGCAUUAAGAACUUUAAAAACAAUGUGUCAUUUGUUCCUCUGUGUUACUGCAACCCUUCCUUAACCCUUUCCUACCAUUAAAAAUGGGGUGUGGGUGGUGCUGUAGGUUAAAGCACAGAGCCUAGGACUUGCCAAUCAGAAGAUUGGUGGUUUGAAUCCCCGCAACUGGGUGAGCUCCUGUUGCUCGGUCCCUGCUCCUGCCAACCUAGCAGUUCAAAAGCAAGUCAAAGUGCAGGUAGAUAAAUAGGUACCGCUUCGGCAGGAAGGUAAACAGCGUUUCCAUGCACUGCUCUGGUUCGCCAUGGCUUAGUCAUGCUGGCCACAUGACCCAGAAGCUGUAUGCCGGCUUCCUCGGCCAAUAAAGCGAGAUGAGCGCCACAACCCCAGAGUCGGCCACGACUGGACCUAAUGGUCAGGGAUCCCUUUACCUUUACCAUUAAAAACAUGAGUGCAGAUCUGCCCCUGGGUUGGGACAAGAAUUGAGAGCAACAGCAGGUAACAUUUGAAGUGUGUGAAGAAAGUGAUUUGAACUCUUGUUGCAAGCCCGAAAAGCACACACUGGGGACUCCUUACCUGUAAUAGUCUUCCUGGUGCCAAUGAGAACUGAGAAUGCUCAGUGGAUACUAAGAGCCGCAGGAUGUUGAGUGUAAGGUGUAUAAAAAAGGCAACUGGAAGGGAGGCUAGAGGUGAAGGUGUGGCUGGAACCCUGAGCAGAAGCACUUCUGUUAGACUGCAGCGUUUCUCAAACUUGGUCCCCAGAUGUUUUUGGACUAUAACUCCCAUCAUCCCUGACCACUGGUCCUGCUAGCUAGGGAUGAUGGGAGUUGUAGUCAAAAAACAGCUGGAGACCCAAGUUUGAGAAACACUGUGUUAGAGGAUACAGCUGCAACAUUUUGUUUGCAGGUCCCACUUGUUUUAUAUAGAGAGAUGCAUAGAUAUUAUAAGAAGUGUGGAAGAGCUCUGAUCACUGUCCACUUGCAUCGCUUGAAUCGAGAGACCUUAUGACUUCCUUCUCACCCGCCCCGCAACCCCAAAGUUCAUAAAACCCGUCUUUUGUUCCCUCCAGAGCCGCGCUCCCAUAUCUGCAAAACUUGUCGCCAACAUGUUAUCAGUCGCUGGAGCAGAUCACAUCAUCACCAUGGAUUUGCAUGCUUCCCAGAUACAGGUAAUGAAGAUUCCUUUUCUCUCUCCUUCCUGUAUGCUGCUUCCCUUUGUGUGUUUGCACUGCCAUCAGGAAAAUGUGUUGGGUCGUGUGCAGCUAGGUCUGCGUGCAAGCAGAAUAGACACUUGCUCUUUUGCUCCUCCCACCUCCAGCUGCCCACCGCAUCUGUUGUGCAGGGGUUUUUUUGGGGGGGGGGUUAUAGGAGGCUGUAGAUGGGAGGAGAGGAAGGUGAAAUCCCAUUUUGUGAGUAGAAGCUGGAUUCCACCCUUUGUUCUAUCUAUCUGUCUACUAAAAUUUGUGCCCCACCUUUGUAAACAAAAAGUCAGCUUGAUUGUGGAAGCAGUAAAGUGAUAGUACGAACGCUCACAGCAUGUCUCCAGUGCCUACUUAAAAUAGGCCGUAUGGGCCACGUGUCAUUGUCUAGGGAUAUUGCUCCAUCAUCUGAGUAGUGCAACAGGCAAAGACCCUUUCCCCUCACCCAGCUGAUAACAAGGAGGGUUUCAGAAGCUGAGUGCGGUUCUUUACUAGGUGCAAAUGGACAAGCGAUUCCUGAGAAAAUCCUCAUUCCAGGCUGAUUUAGGGCUUUAAAAACUAAAGCCACCAACCUGAGUAGAGCCUGGAGACAAGUUGGCAGCCAGUGAAGAGGAUAUAUUCAGCUGUCAUCAUAUGAUCCACCCUGCUAGCCACUGAUGGCACGAUUGUUGACCAUCUGGACCUUCAAGAGCAGCCCUGCACUGCAGCAAUCCAUAUGUUCCAGUUGACUCUACUAAAAUUGAAGCCAGGUGCAGUGAUUUCCCUUGGGCAAUCCUGUGGUCUCCACAGGGUUGCUUUGAAGCAUCAUGGGCUUUGUACUGCAGUGGUCUGUUUAAAUUCCAGGCUGGGGCAUUUUAAAUAUUUAACAAGCAACUGCUAUCUCUCCAGCUCUCUCUCUCAUAAAGCCUCAGGUUGUUGACUGUCAGCUGUAGACAACACACACAGUCUUGGAGGUUUUCUCAAGGCCAAGUAAGACACCUGCUUUUUGCUCCCAUGGGCUUCAAACUCUUGAGUUUGCUGUGCAUGUGAUGGGGGCGUAAUGGUGUAGGAAGGUCCAAAUGGCUUCUUUCAUUCUCAAAAAGUGACAACUUUUUCAGUAGGAAGAAAGAAGUGAAGAGCAGCUCCCUUAAAGUGGCAGAAUCAAGAGAGGCAGAGGACCAGCCUGGAUGCUAAUGAGAAUUGGGAUGCAGUUUAUUAAAAUGAACACCACCCACCCUUUUGGAGUCACUAAAUUUAGUCACUGUCACAAAGCAGUGGCUGUUACAUGGCUGCUUAGAUGCAGGCUGAAAUGUAUUCAGUAAGCUUUUUCCUCGCAGCUGUUGGGGUAUCCUUGCCUCUCUUGUUUAAAGCAUUUCAGUGAAAUGGGCAUAUCAAAAAGAGGGUUAGAUGCUAGACUGCAUGAUCAGCAUCUCAUUUAAAAUGGUCAAGCACAGCCAUUUAGAUGUUGCACUUGGACAUAUAUUGGAGCAAAGGUGGUAUGUGCUUCUUCCCAUGUCAGUAUUUGCCUUUUGUUUUAUAUACUUUCAUCAGGGACAUGCCUUCGAUCACACCCCUCACCAGCCCUGCUCCACACUUCCCUCAGGUGCUUUUGCCUGGUGGUAAUGUGUCCUUGUUCUGUGACAAUACCUCUAGUUUGUGUGGCUAAAGAUGGGUGUGGUGGGUGUGUGCAUAUGGGAGCUUCCAGCUUCUGCGUGGCUGAAGUGUUGCCUGCUGUGCAAAGAUAAGAGUCUCAUCCAUUGCUCUGCCCAGUUUUGCUUGUGACCCUGCCCACUUUUUUCACUGGUCCCACUCAAUACUGGCUAACAAUCCCCAGGAAGUUACCUGUGAGACAAUGGCUGUGGCAGAGAAAGCUCCUCAUCUGCUUAUUUUGCAUGAGAUUUUGGCAGUAGUUAGCCUGCCUCUACAGCUUGUUGAUCGUAUAAAGAUCUGUACCUCCGUAAAUUAAUACCUGGCUGCCUCUUUUCUUGCAAUCUCCAGGGUUUCUUUGAUAUCCCAGUGGACAACCUGUAUGCAGAACCAGCUGUGUUGCAGUGGAUCAAAGAAAAUAUUGUAGACUGGAGGAACUGUGUCAUUGUCUCACCAGAUGCGGGAGGAGCAAAAAGGUAGGAUGCAAUCUCCAGCUAACCUGUUUUAUUAUAUAGUUUCUGACAUGCAGAACCCACCUUUUUAUGUUACGGAAGCCAAGGCAGCUUACAUGCUGUUCUGCAGGUGGUUUCUCCAUUCAGGCACUGACCAGACCGAGGCUUCCUUAGCUUCAGAAAAGUGCUGACCACAGGGGCCUUCAGACCGUAUGCUGGGAGGAACAAUCUCACCAGCAUUCCUUUUACAGAGCAGAAACCACUUUGGCAAUUGAUGUUUAUCUAAGUGAUUGAUGCAUCGGUUGCUUAACUUCUGUAGAUGGAACAUUUUUUAGAAAGCAGCGAGUUCCAAGCACUGGCAAACUUACCUUCUUAAAAUAAUUUCUUUGUCCUGCUGAAUCAUGACAAAGAUCCAUCUAGCCUUGUUUUCACAGUGGCCAACCAGAUGAUUUCCAAGCUCUGCACUUUGCUUGGUGGGCAAGGCCCACUGAGUGCAUCAGCUCCUGAAUGCUACGGAUGCUUGUGUGAGAUCCCACAGGAUCAUCCCAGUGCAGGAAAGGAUUCAGACAUUGGGACAUGAUAUAUUGUUGUUAUCCUUCCUUGUUCACAUGAGUUCAACACAGUACCAUCCUUUGCAGCUUAAACUUGGAAGCUAAGGCAAGGUUCAUUUAACUCCUAGAAACAAUAAUCCAGAAUGCUUUAAGGCACACUGGAUUUUCCCUGGUAUUGCCCAUUUCCUCCCCCUUAAAAACAACAAUCGCACACAGUUUUGUUGAAGUAGUAAAAAUUGUAUUUACUUAAAUAACCUCGGUCUUGAAGAAACACUUAACAGUAGCAAAAUGAAGGCACGUUUAUAACCACUGUUACAAAAGUACAAAAUGUGAUUUCAAAUAUGGUGAAUGGGCUGCAGAGCUCAGACAUGCACAUGCAGUCAGCUUGGAAGCAUGAUGAAGAAAGAGGAGGCUGCCCAGAUCAGCAGGAUGUAUGGAGGGUUACCGCUUACUGCCAAAGCAGACAAAGGAAGUGAUCUUACAGAGAGCUCUCUGGCAAAUUUUACAGGAAAGCUCUGUGAGCCUCAGCCCCGUCAUGUGCCCAUCUGGCAAAACAUGACUUGUUGGUUUGAUUGCAAUGAUGUCCUACAUCCAGAACUGGAGUGCUGAGCAGGGCCUUGACCCCCAAGCAAGUUGGCGAGCCUAAAGCUCUUUCCAUGCCAGGUCUGCUUGGGACCUGAUUGGCAUUUUGUUUGGUUGUUUCCUUGGCAAAUGUAGCUCACAUCCUCUGCAUUUUAUCCUCACAGCAACCUUGUGAGGCAAAGAAGCAGUGACUUGCUAGCAAGUGAGCUUCAUGGCUGGCUGGUAAUUUGACACACUAAACCCCUCUAAACCCACACUUGCCAAAGUUACCACUGUGAUAUAUGUAGAAACUGCUUUCAGCUGCCAAGGCAAACGUGGAAUAGGCCUUUGCAUUUAGGUCUGGCCAGGCAUCUGAAACUCAUUAGCAAUGGUGCCUGCCUAACUUCUUUUGGGAGGCAGUUCCACAGGCUAGGGCCCACAAUACUGAAAGCACAACUCCUCACUGACAGGAAUUCUGCUUCUGGCUGAUAGAGAACCACUAAUAGUGCUUCUCACCCCACCCCAAAUAAUGGUAGUGAUAAACUUAGGAUUGUACAUGGUCUACGUUACUCUGGGUACAAGUACCUUGAAACUGGCCCAGCAGCAGAUGGGAAGCCAGUGCAGGUCUUUUCAACUCCAGCAUCAUAUGGUGGUGGUGGUAGUCUGUGGGUUACCAAAGCCUCCUUGAGAAAUUAGCACUCUGGUUUUAUUCAACGCAGGCAGGAACGUGCUGAGUAGUCCCAGCCUCCCUAGCCUUUGUGGGAAGAGCAGAGAGGUCCUCUGUGGUCAUGGGAGUCUUCACAUGCCAGAAGGCAUCCAUCCACAGGACAUCCUACACGACUGGGAUUCUGGGUCACAAGCAAGCUUUCGCAGGUUCAGCCAUAUGCACAAAGACACAGGUGGUAGAGGCAAGCGAGAGCUGCUUAUCGUGUGCAUCUUGCCAUGAGAGACGUACUUAACACAAAAUUCUGCACUCUAAAGAGCAAAGAUUUUCUCUUGCUAUCAAGCUACCCAUUAUGCUAAAUUGAGACAGCUAAUGUAAUCAAAUGCAGCUAAUUUUUAAAAUGCUCCGUCAAGCCAAUCUAGAUCCUGAUUAUAAAUGCUCGCCUGCCUUAAAUUGAGGGGAGGUGGGGGUUGAAUUUUUCUCCAUGUGACUCAUCUACUGCUGUUGUAACAUUUUUAUAGGAUCUAAAAGUUUUGUUCCGAUGCGUCAGUUCUCUUAAUACAAAAGCCCUGACUAUGUUUUGCUCCCGCUUGAUGCAGAGUCACUUCCAUCGCUGACAGACUGAAUGUCGAGUUUGCCCUGAUCCACAAAGAGAGGAAGAAAGCCAACGAAGUGGACCGGAUGGUCUUGGUUGGGGAUGUGAGCAACCGCGUAGCCAUUCUUGUAGACGACAUGGCAGACACAUGUGGCACAAUAUGUCACGCUGCGGACAAGUGAGUAAAAAACUGAGGCAGACCUUCAUGAUGAAGAGAAUCGGGUAGCAGCAGAGGUUUCUUUGGGGUGGGGAGGGGAUGGGUUUCAUUUUAGUUCAGAAAAAGAGAUCUUGCCCACACAAAACAUUGGUUUCUCUGCCUGCUACGACUUAAGUAUGUUUUUAUGGGUAGCUUCAGUCUUAAUUGAAAUACACCGUUUUAGGAAAUAGCCUGUUAAUUUACUCCCCUGAGCCUACCUAGCUAUAUAGAUGAACUUUGUAGUCAAGUCUUCAUUUAUAACUGUGCAGGAUCAUUGCAUAGUAGGGCAGGGUGAUAACUGGUUUUCAACAUUGUGAUAUGUUGGCAGCUAAACACCACGAUAUGCUGGGAGGAAGAAGCAGCCAAGAUAAGUGAGCAAGCCCCAAAGCCUCUGGGGCUCAUGCAGGCAGGAGGGGCAUCGGGGCUUCCUGCCUUCACCCAAGCAAGCAGGCUGUCUUUUUCCUUCUGGGGCGGUCAGUCGCUCCAGGAGGAAAGAGGCAGCCCUCCGUCCUCGGUGAAGGCAGGCAGACGACAGGUGUGUAGUGUUUGGGGGAGCCACUGGGACAAUUGCCGGGGGCGCCCUGCACUGCUUUGUGAGACCUUGCAAAGCCACUCAGGGCUAUUGCCCCUCUGGCAGCUGGGCAGGUCCUCCGCCCCUGGCACGGGUCCAGCCAUGUGCACACCUGCACCUUGGAGACAAGCUCCGCCACUGGUGCAUGGAGCCUGAGAAGCACUUUCUCAGGCUCUGUGCGUCUGUCUGCAUUUGUCCAAGUGGGUAAUUACUCUUGUCGUUUCCUGAAACUUGCACUCUAGAUUUGUGCCAACAUUCAUACAUCUCCCGUUCUCUCCCUUCCUAUGUUUUAUAGAUUAGUGUCUGCAGGAGCAACUAAGGUUUAUGCUAUUCUCACUCAUGGGAUCUUCUCUGGCCCUGCUAUUUCGCGGAUCAAUAAUGCUGCCUUCGAAGCAGUCGUCGUCACCAACACGAUCCCACAGGAAGAAAAAAUGAAGCAUUGUCCCAAGAUUCAGGUAUGGUGCGCUGAUUUACAGCAGCAGCUCAUCUUUUUAAGCUUUAUAUAGCAGUUUUAUAAGCCACGUUAAGGGGAUAAAAAUGGUUAUGUGCCUGGGGACACCCCCCAAGAGAGAUCUUUUUUGAGGGGGGUGCAAUGAGCUGCUUCCUCAUCAAGGCCAGAUUUGCAGAGAGGGAUGUUGCACUCAAGUCUGGCUCUGGUGCGCAAGGCAGCUUCAUUGCACAAUGGUCCAAUGCUGCCAGCCCAUGACAGCAUCACAGCCUCCUAGGCCUGGGCAAUAUAUGAUGUCGGCUUCACUUUGCUGCUCCUGAGUCCCUCUGCUACCAGCGUGCCAAGGCAGAGCAAGCUGCAUCCAGGCAGGGGGGACUCAGUGAAGCCGCCCUCAUACCGGUGCAGAGGGAGCAACAUGCUGCACCAAUGAGGCACAAAACAGCUUGUUCCUCCCUCCACUUCUUCAAACUGCUUGGCUGAGGAGUGUGCCCCUGCCCUUGCCUCAGCCAAGCAGUUUUACGGAGUCCCUGACUCCCAUGAGCCAGCAGUGCAAUGAGGUCUCUGUUAAACUGCUCCCCAGUUGGGAGAGUCCCAAUCCUUCUGCUUGCAAAUGAGCAGGAGGAGGAUUGGGGCUGCGCAGGUGGGGGCUUCAUGCCCUCCCUGGAGAAAGGUAGCUUGCCCGUGCAAGGCGGAGGCAGCUUUCCAAAUGGAGCCUGAGAGGCUCCAUAUACUUGGCUGCUGCUACCUGGGAGGGUAGGCUAUGUCUGCACACAAGCUGGAGGAGCGGGAGCCUUUGCACCCGCCAGCUGAGUAGUGCAAUGUCGCUCUGCCCCCCCCCCCCCGCACUGGGAAGAAGCUGUGUCAUCCCCAGCAGCGGCUGGGGGCAAUGCAGCUUGUUGUUUCAGCAGCACCAGACUACGAUGUUGAAAAGCUGAUGCCACACGGGGCUGGGCCAGUGAGGCUGCAGCAGGCUCCCUCCACCCCCUGCCCCUGUAUAAAUCCUAAGACUUUUGAGAGAGAUCUAUGGUCAAUUCUACAUUCUGAAUACAUAUCAAACAUGCUAAAUCAGGUCCUAAUUGAUUUAUGGCUUGUACCAGGCAUCCGUGGUGGCUACCUAACCUCAGUUAAAAGUCCCUGCGGUGCCUUAUUUGGGAAAUGGUUCCUUAGAACACACUUUACAGCCCCCAGCAUCCUUGCACAUUUCUUUCUUUUGGGGUUUAUUAAAUAAAGUGCAUCCUGCGUACUUGGUACUUGUCUCAUGUGCACCGUGCAGCAGCAGCAGCUGGGGCACAGGUGUUCACGGAGGCUAAACAAAACCCACUGCGCCAGCCGAACCCUAUCACUGGGUAGAGUCCAGCAGGGAGCCUGGCUGGCUGACACAGCCUUUGGUGGGCACAUCUGGCUCUAUGCCCCCAUCCCACACUGCACCCCUACCUUGCAGAACAACACAAAACAAGUCUGGUCAGUGCAUGGCUAACACAACAUGAGAAAUAAAUUAUAAAAAUUAAUACUACAGGCCUUGGAGGGAAACCAUUGUAAAUAUCAGUUCUCACUGCCCUCCAGUGGCAACAACUCUCAUUGCCGUUAUGCACAGUUUCUGUCUCAUACCGCCCAGCCCUACUGAUGACGCGUGGGUAAGUCACAAUGUUGAAAAACAGAUAUCAGCAGCUAAAUAUGCUGAUAUAUAAACACAAUGUCUGUAAUGUAUCUCUGCUGCUUCUGCCUCCCCACCUUAGGAGAGGAAGAAGCAGCCAAGAUACAUUGCCCAGCCCUGAGGAAGCCCCCGUACUGCUCUGGCUCAUGCAAGCUGCAGGGGCUUUCUUAAACUGCUCAGCUGGGGGCAGGAAGCCUCCUGCCCCUUGGCUGAGCAAGCCCAGAUAGCACUCCAGCUCACAGAGUGGUGCUUGCGCCUUCUCAGGUGCAAUGAAUUGCCUGCUCAAGUUGUCUGAAACUGGUAUUGCGAUAUGAAGCCCACAUCUCUCAGACAAUUUUUCCACCAGCUCUAGUCAUCAGUCUGCAGAAUGGCUGUUUUUGGAGUCUUGGGAAAUGUGAAAUGUAAAACUUAAUCAAGAUGUUCCAGCAUAUCUGCAGGGUCUUAUGAAUAGAGCUUGUACAACAACAAGUGAUUGGCAACUUUCCUCCUCCUCCACCCCCCCACCCCCGCCCAAUAGACAAUUGAGGUUUUGAAUGAGACUCACUUUGGCAUGUCUGGAUAACAAAGGAAGCCACUAUCUUUUCCUUGUAGGUUAUUGAUAUUUCUAUGAUUUUGGCUGAGGCGAUCCGAAGAACACACAACGGCGAAUCUGUGUCGUACCUGUUCAGCCACGUCCCACUAUAACUGCAAACCAGCUUGGGCAUGCUGCAUUCGGAGUGGGGGGGUGGGGGGUGGGACACGCACAUCAGAUAAUGCAGCUCAUGAUGAAGAUAACAAAUGUCUACGAAAAGCUUCAGCUCAACCACACCUACGUUCCCUCUUUUAAUAUGGACAAUAACUAAACCGGGCAAAUAUGUGUAUUAUUUUUGCUUACAACUUUUUAUAAAUUCUCUUUGGGUUUUUAAAAGAGAAAACUAUGCUUUUUGCCUGUGAUUUAUUAAGAUGUGCAUAUAUCAUAUGGGAAAACAGUGAAGACAGUAUUUUUGCUAAGGCCAAAAGUUAACUCGGGGUUGGUAACCUGAGAGGCAUGCACUUGCUGAGAGUUAACUGUGCCACACUUAGAACAGAAACUUGUAGUCAUUUACAGAUUUAGAUUAAAUGGCCUGUGAAAUUCCCUUCUGACAAAAUCAGUGUCUAUCUUAAGCUUGCAGAUCGUUUGUGGUCAGGUAAUAAUUUUUGGCACCUCUUAAAGUGCCCCUGGCAUAAUGAUGAACUUAGGCUGCCCUCUCAUCCUGCGAAAUCACUGCGCCAAAAUGCUUCUAAACAGCUGUGACCUGGGAUAGCAUAGUACAGUGCUUCAUGGAUUGCUGAGUUAGGGCUGCACUUGCAGCCAUAGGAAACUGCCUUAUUAGUCCAUCCCACUCUGCAUUGUCUAGACUUGACUGGCAGUAUGAUAGCCAGGGUUUCAGACGGGGCAUUGCCAGUCCUACCUGGAAUUUCUGCUUGCAGAACUACUGCUCCUCUAAGCCAUGACCUUUCCCCCUCUUUGUGUCUUGGCCAAUGAGGGACCUCAAUCUGGAGGAGCAUCACAUGCUUGAGCAAAGAAUAUGCAGUUCUUUCAAAAUGCACCCUUCUACCCUGCACUAUUACACAAUCUGUAAUAAACUCUUACUUCCCAGUGCCAGCACUUUAUUUAGUGCCUGGCACUUCAGAAUACUUGAGCCGAACCGUAAUGCAAUGUAUCAACUCUACAAUUUUAUUAUUCUUAUCCUGGGGGGAAAAAUACUUGUAAAACUUUGUUUUAUUCUUGCCCUUCUGUACUGGGGGCCCUUCCCAUGUUAAUUUUGUGACAUGAGAGCUGUUGCAGUACAGCUGCCUUCAGCACCACAAACCCCAAUAUCAUGAGUAGCGCCUUGAAAAACUUGGGGCAAUGCUGACAGGGGAAGGAGCUUCGAUUAUGGAGCUCCCAUCUGACAUUACCUGAGUGGUGUGGGCAGCUUCUGUGCUGUGAAGGGGCCCUGAGUCUCUAAUUCCCAGCUAACAUUUCAUUUUCAGUGCUAGCCUAUGUUAUAAAAGGGACCAAUCCUAAACCCUCACAAUAAUCCUCACUCAAACUCCUAAUAGUGGUUGUGCAUUAGGGAAGUCCGUUUGAAAAGUACAAACAUGAGCUUCCUUUUCUUCCGGUAAUCAGUUGUCCAUUUAUUAUGCAGAAAGCAAAAAGAAAGGCAUUUAAAAACAUCUGCCUUGCCUCAUUUUCCUUGUAUAAAAUAACAUUUGGUGUGGUUUUUUGCUUUUCUUUCCAAAACCAAGAUUCCCACAAGACCACGUGUACUCUCCCAUCUGCAGGGGAACUGAAACAAUCGUGUACAAAACUUGGUUGUCCAAAUUUCGAACAGUUAAACAGUUUCAGAAACUGAUUGCUAAAAGUUUAUAAAGACAGAUGCCUAUCUUGGCGUUUCUCAUAACACGGAGCCAAAUAUAUGUGAAUGAAGUAAGUGGCAAAUAGUAGCAUUUAAUGGAUACAAGUUGCAUCCAGGAUCACACAAUCCCUUUUUAAACCAUAACUGGUGGUCUUGUUCCAUAGCCCCAAAAAAGGGACAAUGAUGAAAAUCUGUAUGGAAUUUUAAAAUGACUUCCACUUUCUUAAACAUUCACAUAUAUUUCUUCUGUAAUGAUUUUUGCAAUAAGAGAACAGAAAAGACUUAAAAGUGUGUAAAGUUUAAACCAAAAAGCAUUUUCAGUCUACAUCUGCUUAACUUGCUUUGGAUGUAAAGUCUUGGUAAUUUUUUUGUCACUUAUCUUGCCAAAGAAUGUUUGAUUCCUUAGUUCUUUGUAUUGUUUCUGCAGUCUCUCUCUUUAUCCACCAAUACCAAAGCUGGAAUAAAUGAAACCCAUUUUCUUUCAAUAUCUGAUAAGUUAUAGAUUGGGUUUGUUUCAAAUGACAUCAGGAAAGGUUUGUGUUUCAAGUUUCUCAAUAAAUCUCAGAACAGCAUUAUACUUACUGACUGUUAGUUAUGUUUGGCUCUCUUAUUUCAUUCAGGAGCAGCAAAUAAUGCAAACCUAAAUGGAUAUAAAUAGACACAUUCACAUUCUAAGCGACUCUGGUCACAGAAACAGAUACAAAAACAUUAUCAAAAGCAUGUUCAAGAAGGAUAGUGACAAGCUGGAAUGUGUGCAGUGGAUGUCAACCAACGUGAUCAAGGGUCUGGAAACGAAGCCUUAUGAGGAAUGGUUGAGCGAAUUGGGUAUGUUUAGCCUGGAAAACAGCUGAUAGCCAUCUUCAAAUGGAAGAUGGUGCAAGCUUGUCUUCUCCUGCUCAGGAGGGUAGGACCCGAAUCAAUGGAUUCAAGUUACAAGAAAGGAGAUUCCAACUGAACAUUAGAAAGAACUUUCUGACAAGCUGAUUGACAGCAAAAUGGAUGACCUCAGAAGGUGGUGGACUCUCCUUUCUUGGAGGUUUUUAAGCAGAGGUUGGAUGGUCAUCUGUCGGAUUCUUUAGCUGAGAUUCCUUCAUUGUAGGGGGAUUGGAGUAGAUGGCCCUUGGAUACCUUCCAACUCUAAACUUCUGUCUGAAACCAGGCACUGGGUGCUUUGUGGUAUCUUACCUGAACACCUUGCUUUGCACACCUUGCAUGCUAAAUAUAAACUGGAUUGUGCAAACCACACUGUGUGGCUACAAGCACAAAAACAGUUUUGCUAACUGAAAAGUACUUGUCUAUCGGAUGAGUAAACUCAGG
Molecule: messenger RNA, 27044 nt
Organism: Podarcis lilfordi (Lilford's wall lizard)
Lineage: Eukaryota; Metazoa; Chordata; Lepidosauria; Squamata; Lacertidae
Source: the annotation of a GenBank genome assembly